Molecule: messenger RNA, 277 nt
Organism: Funneliformis geosporum
Lineage: Eukaryota; Fungi; Glomeromycota; Glomeromycetes; Glomerales; Glomeraceae
Source: the annotation of a GenBank genome assembly
GUCCGAAAGGUCUGACGAUGACGAGAAGAAAGAGAUGGAAGUCCAAGCAAGGCAUCGCUUGUUCAGGAUGAAUUCUCGAGUGGUAGGUUGGAGCUUACGUAUUUUGUGCGUUCAUUCGGUUAAGUUGCAUAUAGGGCUUCUUGGUCAUGAGGUAGAACGCGAUCAUUGUAGUGGAAAAUUCUUUAGAACAGAAACUGCAAAGUCUAUUGGAAUAGGUACAGGCAACCAUAAAGUGGUACUUGGUUUUUCAGUAUUGAAGAUCAUUAUCAUGGUUAAG